Molecule: messenger RNA, 1191 nt
Organism: Hydatigera taeniaeformis
Lineage: Eukaryota; Metazoa; Platyhelminthes; Cestoda; Cyclophyllidea; Taeniidae
Source: the annotation of a GenBank genome assembly
AUGGCUAACUCAAACACUGGCACUGGCGAUGAGGUUGGGGAAACGUUUCUUUUCAGCUCGGAAUCCAUAGAUAAAAUUUGUGAUCAAGUCAGUGAUGCUAUAUUGGACGAGUACCUAAAGCUGGAUCCCAACUCGAAAGUCGCAUGUGAAACUUUCACGAAAACUGGUAUGAUUCUCAUCGGUGGUGAGAUCUCCUCUAGAGCCACUAUCGAUUUUCAGUCUGUCAUACGACGUGUAAUUGAGCGAAUUGGCUAUGAUGAUUCUCGCAAAGGCUUCGACUUCAAGACUUGCAACGUCCUUACAGCCAUUGAGCAACAAAGUCCCGACAUCGCUCAGUGCGUUCAUGAAGGCAAAUCGAUGGAAGAACUGGGCGCUGGAGACCAGGGGCUUAUGUUUGGAUAUGCAACUGAUGAGACUGAAGAAUGUAUGCCUUUGACCAUCGUGCUCGCUCAUGCUCUCAACGAGCGCCUUGCAAUAUGUCGGCGUGAUGGGACUCUCCCUUGGGCUCGCCCUGAUUCGAAGUCCCAGGUCACAGUGGAAUACAAAAAAGACAACGGCGCGUGUGUACCGCUCCGGGUUCACACCGUCGUUAUUUCGAUACAGCACGAUCAGUACGUUAGCCUGGAACGACUUCGCUCGGAAGUAAUGGAGCAUGUGGUUCGUCAGGUUAUUCCCUCUCGUCUCCUAGAUAAUGACACAAUCUAUCAUAUCAAUCCAUCUGGUCGGUUUGUAAUCGGUGGUCCCCAAUCAGACGCUGGUCUUACUGGGCGAAAGAUCAUUGUUGACACUUACGGAGGCUGGGGAGCUCAUGGCGGGGGAGCUUUCUCAGGUAAGGACUGCUCCAAAGUCGACAGAUCGGCUGCUUACGCUGCCAGAUGGGUGGCUAAGUCGCUCGUUAAGGCUGGUUUGUGUCGACGAGUUCUUGUCCAGCUCUCCUAUGCUAUUGGUAUCGCCGAACCCUUGGCUGUUUAUGUUGACAGCUAUGGGACGGGGAAGAUGCCCGAUUCCGAGCUCCUGAGGAUUGUCAACGAGAACUUUGAUCUUCGGCCUGGUGUCAUCAUUAAGGAGCUGAAUCUACAGCUUCCAAUCUUCCAGAAAACGGCUGCUUACGGGCAUUUCGGUCGCAAAGAAUUCUCCUGGGAGAAGCCCAAGCUUCUGCGCAUCUAUCCACGCGAUGAGCUGGACAACUGA